GAUCUAGGACGUCACGAAACGAAAGCUCAGAAAACAGAAAGUGAGGUUAGGUAAAAAGUAAACUGUCCAUGUGACUUGACUUACUGAUAUUUGUUUUGUAUAGGAAUUCAAGAUGGUUAAAACGUCACAUAAACGUUUCAUGAAGAAGGAGAAGAAUAAAGUGAAGCUGAAAGGCCAGAGACUGCUUCCAAAAGGUCAAAAUGUUACAAAUACUAAUUUCAAAGUUAAGAAAAUUGUUAUAAAAGAGCAACUUAAGGAAGCAGGAGACUCCGAGCUUUUAUCAAAGAAAAAAUUGAAUGUCAAGGAGUUGGUAUCCCGACUAACCCAUCACAAUGUGGGCAUGCGAAGAGAGGCACUGUUGGGACUCAAGCAGACCGCAGAGAUUUGUACGUCGGAAGCGUUCGUUCGCCAUUUGCCGACAAUGCUGGAGAGUGCGGCCAGCCUGGUGAUAGACAGAGACAGCGAUGUUCGGGCCGAUGCGCUCAAACUUCUCCGUGCAGUUCUCGCCAAGGUAUAAUAAUUAAUAUUCCUAAAUUCAACUAAAGUGUAAAACACCAAACACCUUAAUUCAACUAAACUAACUAUGCUAGAGAUAUAAAUAAACAUAGAAACAAGUUGUGAGUUAACAAUUUUAAAAAGGGUACUUAGAUUUCUAUUUUUAUUAAAAAAAAUUGUAACUAACCAUUGCAUGUAAUAUUGUAAUUUAUCUAAUAUUUUGUGUAAUUGAUGUUGUAGUUUUAGUUUUUUUUGGGAAAUAAACAUUUUAUUUAUUUAUUUAUUUAU
Nilaparvata lugens (brown planthopper) is the source of this 783-nucleotide messenger RNA. Its product is annotated as testis-expressed protein 10-like. The coding region runs from base 113 to 517 and encodes 134 amino acids. The transcript has 3 exons. Lineage: Eukaryota; Metazoa; Arthropoda; Insecta; Hemiptera; Delphacidae. The record is from RefSeq and is a predicted model, not a curated record.